This is a messenger RNA of Tetrahymena thermophila SB210, 1239 nucleotides long. Its product is annotated as alpha/beta fold hydrolase. NCBI's taxonomy places the organism in Eukaryota, Ciliophora, Oligohymenophorea, Hymenostomatida, Tetrahymenidae. The record is from RefSeq and is a predicted model, not a curated record. Gene Ontology annotation, molecular function: monoacylglycerol lipase activity; short-chain carboxylesterase activity. The transcript has 4 exons.
AUGAAUCAUCAUUUUGCGAAAAAAUGGAUACAAAAUUUGAAAAAUAAAGUAAUUCAUCAUGUAAAACCAAGUUUAGGACUUCAUCAUUUUAGAAAAUAAGAGUCGUUGAAAAUCAAACCAAAAAAUUAUAAAAUUGAAUUAAAGUAUGUGGAAAAUGAAAUUAAUUAAUAAAGAGUAAGUAAAUUAACUCUAUUGACUGAAAAUAAGUAUAGUCCAUCUCCUAUGAUGGCUCAUUCUUUCAUGUAGAGCUUGUAUAACAUUAGGUAUAGCAGAACUUUAAAAGUUAAUUAUUCUCGUGAAUUAAUCAAAUUAGAAGAUGGAGGGUAGUUUUCUUUAGACUGGGCUCUUCCUAUUAAUUCUAUAACAGAUGAGGAAUAUGAGCCUUCUCCUGAAACAAAAAUUUUAUUUGUCAUACAUGGUCUUACUGGUGGUUCAAAUAUGAAUUAUAUUAAAGCUAUGAUUUAACACGCUUAAUAAAAUGGCUAUAGGUGCGUAGCUUUUAAUUCAAGAGGUAUAAAUACAGAGUUAAGCACUCCCGUUCCUUUUAACGGUGAAUGUUUAAAAGAUUUAAACUUAGCCCUUAAUACAGUAAAAUAAAGAUACCCUAACGCUCCUAUUUUUGCAGUGGGAGCAAGUUAUGGGUCUAAUAUGCUUCUAAGAUGGGCUGGGAAUAUGAAAGAAAAUAAUUUCUUAACUGCAAUGGCUGGCCUUGCUACUCCAUAUAGUAUAGUAUAAUGUGUUGAUAAAAUGGGCUAUGUUUAUGAAGGCUUUUUUGUCGAUAGGUACAAAGCUAAUUGCAUAGAUCCACAUAAAGAUAUACUUAAGUAACUUAAAGAAUCACAUAAUAUAUGCUUAAAACGAUUAGCCAAAACUAAAAAAUUAAGAGAAUUUCAUGAAGAAAUAACUAUUAAAUUGUUUGGUUAUAAAUCAGUAGAGGAGUAUUUUAACUCAUCUAAUGUUUAACCUGAGUAAAUUAAAAAUAUUAGCCGCCCUUGCUUGUUGAUGCAUUCAAAGGAUGAUCCAAUUGUUACAUAUGAUUGUGUUCCAUCUGAUGUUUUAAUAUAAAAUCCUUAAAUAAUUUAAGCUGAAACUACUCAUGGUGCUCACGUAUGCUGGUACACUGGAAAAACUCCUUAAAGGUGGUAUCCCAAGCCAGUUCUAUAAUUCUUUGAGACAGUAUUAGAAGAGGAGUAAAUUAAAAAAUAAUAAUUAGUGUAAAAAAAUAAUUAAUAAUUAUGA